Messenger RNA from Conger conger (European conger), 1597 nucleotides. Its product is annotated as terminal nucleotidyltransferase 5A-like. The coding region runs from base 1 to 1191 and encodes 396 amino acids. The transcript has 2 exons. Lineage: Eukaryota; Metazoa; Chordata; Actinopteri; Anguilliformes; Congridae. The record is from RefSeq and is a predicted model, not a curated record. Gene Ontology annotation, molecular function: RNA binding; poly(A) RNA polymerase activity. Gene Ontology annotation, biological process: mRNA stabilization.
AUGGCCGAACAAGACAAUGUCAGUGUUGACGGCGAGAACAGAAACUUGAGCGUGCUCAGCUGGGAGCAAGUGCAGCGUCUGGACAACAUCCUCGCCGAGACCAUCCCCAUCCACGGCCGAUGGAGCUUCCCCACGCUGGAAAUGGAGCCGCGACAAAUAGUUAAAAUUGUGAGGAGACGGAUGCAAGCGAAACAAAUAAACGUCCGUGAGGUCAGACUAAAUGGGUCUGCUGCAAGCCACGUCCUGCACGAAGACAGUGGUCUGGGGUACAAGGACCUUGAUCUCAUCUUCUGUGCAGAGCUGAAAGGCGAAGCAGAAUUUCAGACUGUCAAGGAUAUUGUUUUAGACUGUCUCCUGGAUUUUUUACCAGAUGGGGUGAACAAGGAGAAGAUAACGCCGUCAACUUUAAAGGAGGCCUACGUCCAGAAGAUGGUGAAAGUCUGCAACGACUCUGACCGCUGGAGCCUCAUCUCCCUGUCCAACAACAGCGGCAAGAACGUGGAGCUCAAGUUCGUAGACUCGCUGAGACGGCAGUUUGAGUUCAGUGUGGACUCCUUCCAGAUCAAGCUGGACUCGCUGCUGCUCUUCCACGAGUGCUCGGAGAACCCAAUGUCGGCCACCUUCCAUCCCACCAUCAUCGGGGAGAGCGUCUACGGCGACUUUGACACCGCCCUGGCCCACCUCCGCCACAAGGUGAUCUGCACCCGCAACCCGGAGGAGAUCCGGGGCGGCGGGCUGCUGAAGUACUGCCACCUGCUGGUGCGGGGUUUCCGCGCCGCCUCGGAGAGCGAGAUGAAGAUGCUGCAGCGCUACAUGUGCUCGCGCUUCUUCAUCGACUUCUCCGAUGUGGGCGAGCAGCGGCGCAAGCUGGAGUCCUACCUGCAGAACCACUUCGUGGGGCUGGAGGACCGAAAGUACGACUACCUGAUGACGCUGCACGGGGUGGUGAACGAGAGCACGGUGUGCCUGAUGGGGCACGAACGUCGGCAGACCCUGGACCUGAUCACCACGUUGGCCGUGCACGUCCUGGCCAAGCAGAACGUCAUUCCCAGCACCGCUAACGUCACCUGUUUCUACCAGCCGGCCCCAUAUGUGGCUGACUGCAACUUCACCAACUAUUACAUCGCUCAGGUGCAGCCCAUAUUCGCCUGCUCACAGCAUGCGUACGCCGCCUGGCUGCCCUGCAACUGAACCCGAGAGCCAUGGCACAAAAUGGAGGAUUCGCGCACGACAGGGGCUCGGCCCAGCCAGCGGUUGGAAACAAUGGUUGGUCUGCCAUUUUGUUUCUAAUAGAACCCUGGAGAUUUCUGCCAAGGCCUCAAUGGGAAGCUUAAGGCACACGGUUCCUUAACAACACAGGAAACGUAGGGGUCUCCACUCCGCCUCAAAUCCAGUGGUCUGGACUGAGAGGAGGGAAACAGCUGCAUGGCUCCCACCGCAGAAGAAGGUUUAGACUUCUAAACAUAAGCGGAAAUGUUAAUGCUGUCAGCGUAAUAGGACUAACAGUAUCAGUGAAUGUGCUUUCGGAACUAGGGCAGGUCUAAGCACCUGCCCCGCCCUCCCAUGCUCAGAGGCAGGACAGUGGGGCAGCAAUAAG